Molecule: messenger RNA, 694 nt
Organism: Bactrocera latifrons
Lineage: Eukaryota; Metazoa; Arthropoda; Insecta; Diptera; Tephritidae
Product: probable serine/threonine-protein kinase dyrk1
Source: RefSeq, a predicted model, not a curated record
CGGAUAUAUAGAACAUAAAGCGUCACAACAAAUGAGAUACGGAAGUGGCGGACAAGGACAACAGCAGCAGCGUAAGCUACAAAAACAACAGCAACGACAGCAACAUAAAUUGCAGCAAGCGACUGAAGUGGCACAACUGGCGAGAGAACGCUUCAAGCAACAGCAACACCAGCAACAACAACAACUACAGCAGCAACAACAACAACACUACAGACAAAAACAGCCCAUUAUAGCAGCUGAAGUGCAAUAUGGUCACAAUUAUCCGUGGCUGUAAUGUGAAACGGCACACACACACAUACACAGCCAUAAAUAGUGUAGCGCAUCGUCACUCAUACGCCGUGGCCAACAGGCGGGCUUCAUAUGUAAAUAUUAUAUUAUAUAAAUUUAUAACCAUAUGCACUUAUGGUUGUUUGCAUGCAAGCUGUUGUCGAGCAUUUCCAGGUAGCAGGAUGUUGUAGCAGAAGUACUUACACACACAUAUACGCAUAUACAUAAAUACAAUCAUAUAAUCGUUAAGCUUCCGUUCGUGUUGAAAAAUGUAUAACUUCACAAACAUAUACACACACACAUUUGUGCAUUUACGCAAACCAACUUAAACGGCAAAAACAAAGGACGACUGUUGUACAGUAACAUUAAGCGUAGAGUAAGACUAAAGUAGAAAAUAAAACUAAGAAAAAAAAGGAUAAGCGAAAAA